This is a messenger RNA of Blastocystis hominis, 1338 nucleotides long. RefSeq lists its product as hypothetical. The transcript has 8 exons. The record is from RefSeq and is a predicted model, not a curated record. Gene Ontology annotation, molecular function: glycosyltransferase activity. NCBI's taxonomy places the organism in Eukaryota, Bigyra, Opalinata, Blastocystidae. Bases 1 to 1338 code for a protein of 445 amino acids.
AUGGAAGAGACUGAAAAACCUUCUCCUCCUACGAAUCGAGGUCUGGAUUCAUUGAAUGAUAACUUUCUCGAUUCAGAGCUGAAAGAGCAAAAUAUCUACCUAUCAUCCUUUGAAGAUGUUAAGUCCAAUAAAUGCCAUCCAUCAGAAAUCGAUUUUUCGUCACCCAAUUGGAAAAACGAAUUCCAAGAACGGCAAGAAUGCAUGUUUUCGAAUUACCAAGGAGAUGUCCCUAAGUCACACUCAACAGAGUACAAAGACACCUCCGACUCUCUCUAUUCGUCCAUAUUCAAAUAUGAUCGGCUUGAAAUCCAGUUAUUCUCGAACACCACGACGUUCAGCAAGCGAUUAGAAGGAUACCAACACCUCUGGCAAUUCAAGACCGUGACCACGCCCUUUCCCAAGCAAACGGACCGCAAUCACGUGAUUUACGAUGAUGACGGCGCUUGGAUGAUCAUUCCUGGAUGGCAGCAGCAUACCAGUCAUUUCACGGAGAACAUCAUUAUGGUCAAUCAUCGUGCUACGCAUCCCGAUAAAUUCCCUCCUAUGAGACACGUGUUUUUGCCGCAAUUUCGCACGGAAAAAGAGAUCAAAUGGACGAAGGGGUUCUUGGAAGCUCUGAAGAAAACGCAUCCGACCAGCGGAUCGAACGCGAUUUACUUCCAUCCCUAUGAAGAUAUCAGGAAGAUUUCGGGGAAACACGCGCUUCUCUGCUGGCGACAUAUCACGAUCAGCGGUCAUGUGAAUCAUUUUGGACGCGGCGGGUAUUUCCCUGAUCCUUUUGAAGCCGAUUAUUUGCGAGCCUCGAUGUACACUCAUUUCGAGAUCGAUGCGUAUAAAUACUAUCAAGGAGAUCACUCGUUGCUGAAGAUCUUAUACUUGCCUCGCGAUGUGAAGAGCAAUGGAAGGCAGUUGAUUAAUGUCGAUGAGAUGGAGUCAAUGAUUCGGUCGCUCAAGGUCGGAUUUGGUUGGUUGAAUCAUUAUGUGUACAAUUCAACUCUCAUUCACACGAUUCCUAUGAUCGAUCAGGUUCGUAUUACUGUCGAUUCCGAUAUUGUUCUAUCGGUUCACGGAGCUGCAGUCGCGACAAUCAUCUUCCUUCUUCCACACUCCACGUACAUCGAGCUGCGUCCGCCCAACUUCCGUGAUCCGUGGCCAUUUGCAGCAUGUGGCGAUGAACAACUUUUCGUUCCCUUUGCCUCCGGAGUGUCCCAGCAUUCGAGCCACGCUGGACCCGCUGAAAUACCAGAACUGCUGGAGGAAGGUGCAUUACGCGAAUUAUUACGUGUGUGUGGAAUGCUUGCGAACCGUGCUUCUUCAACAAUACUUCAUUAUACGUAA